AUGAAUUCGAAACCGGUGUUCUACAAGCCUGAGGAGGACAUCUUCGUAUGCUCCCCAGAAGCAGUGCUCGCCGCCAUCGAUGAGUUCGGCCAGACCCAAAACUUCUUAAUGAAUGUCGGAGAGGAGAAAGGCAAGAUUGUCACCGAUAUCAUCAUGAAUCGGAAGCCCGAGACUAUUGUCGAAAUCGGCGGGUAUAUCGGGUACUCUGCUAUCAUGUUCGGCAAUGCACUGCGAAGGGCGGGAGGUCAACGGUACAUAAGCCUGGAAUUGACUCCCAAGUUUGCGACAACUGAGAGAGCCCUGAUUGCUUUUGCUGGGCUGGAUGACACGGUGGAGAUCCGGGAAGGACCAUGCCGAGAAUCACUGCGACAGCUCGCGGAGACUACCAAGGACAUAGGCAUGUUAUUUCUGGAUCAUUCAAAGCCGUCCUAUCUCAACGACCUGAAGCUAGGCGAGGAACUGGGAUUGGUCGCGCCUGGCACCAUUGUGAUCGCUGACGACAUGUAUCAACCCGGGAAUCCACCAUACUCUGAGUACAUGCGGGCUUCGACCGCUUCGAAGGAGGAGGCUUGUAAACCUUUCAGAAAUUGCUUCAAGGAUGACCAUAUCUCUCUGGGCAAUCCAGCUCUGGUGUAUGGGACGGCUAUUCAUGAAGGUCUGCAGCCUACGGGCUUACCGGUCAGCUACUAUUUCUGUUUUGGUGGAUCUAAUUAA
Messenger RNA from Aspergillus homomorphus CBS 101889, 714 nucleotides. Its product is annotated as O-methyltransferase. The transcript has 2 exons. The coding region runs from base 1 to 714 and encodes 237 amino acids. Gene Ontology annotation, molecular function: O-methyltransferase activity. The record is from RefSeq and is a predicted model, not a curated record. NCBI's taxonomy places the organism in Eukaryota, Fungi, Ascomycota, Eurotiomycetes, Eurotiales, Aspergillaceae.